Catharus ustulatus (Swainson's thrush) is the source of this 1041-nucleotide messenger RNA. RefSeq names its product estradiol 17-beta-dehydrogenase 1-like. Bases 1 to 921 code for a protein of 306 amino acids. Gene Ontology annotation, biological process: estrogen biosynthetic process. The transcript has 6 exons. NCBI's taxonomy places the organism in Eukaryota, Metazoa, Chordata, Aves, Passeriformes, Turdidae. Gene Ontology annotation, cellular component: cytoplasm. Gene Ontology annotation, molecular function: estradiol 17-beta-dehydrogenase [NAD(P)+] activity. The record is from RefSeq and is a predicted model, not a curated record.
AUGGCAUGGCCCUGCUGGCCAGCACUGCCAGCCAUGGAGAGAACCACGGUGCUGAUCACAGGCUGCUCCUCAGGCAUCGGCCUGGGGCUGGCUGCACGCCUGGCAGCCGACAGCGCUCGCCGGUUCAAAGUUUAUGCCACCAUGCGUGACCUGGCCAAGGGUGAGCGGCUGCUGGAGCGCCUGGGGGGCCGCUGCCCUGACACGCUGGAGCUCCUGCAGCUCGAUGUCACUGACCCCUGCUCGCUGGCAGCUGCUGCACAGCAAGUGCAGGGACAGCAGCUGGAUGUGCUGGUCUGCAAUGCAGGGGUGGGACUGAUGGGACCGCUGGAGACCUGCUCUGACCAAGCCAUGAAAACUCUCUUCGAUGUGAAUCUCUUCGGGGCUGUCCGCACCAUCCAGGCAUUCCUGCCUGCCAUGAAGAGCCGCAGGGCCGGGCGGAUCAUUGUCUCCAGCAGCAUUGGGGGGGUGCAAGGGCUGCCUUUCAAUGCUGUGUACUGCGCCAGCAAGUUUGCAGUGGAGGGGCUGUGCGAGAGUCUGGCCAUCGUCCUGCGACCCUUCAACAUCCACCUGACGCUGGUGCAGUGCGGGCCCGUCCACACCAGCUUCCAGGCCAACCUGCAGCGCCCCGACCCUGAGGGCAGCGAGAUGCGGGGCCUGGACGCCGAGACACAGGGGCUGUACCGCCGGUACCUGGGGCACUGUCAGAGCAUCUUCCGCGACGCGGCCCAGGAGGUGGAGGAGGUCCUGCCGGUAUUCCUGGACGCCAUCGGCAGCCCCUGCCCGCCCCUUCGCUGCGCCAGCACCCAGCUCCUGGCCCCGCUCUGGCGCCUGCGGCUGAGCAGCCCCGACGGCUCCGCGUACGUCCGCGCCAUGCACGACUUCGUGUUCGGCGGCAGCGAGGCCGGCGGGGACCAGCCCUGAGCGGAGCCACCGCAACACCGGCACCGCUGCCAGGAGACCCCCCAGCCCGGACCGGGCUCGGUCGCGUGCUCGGUGCCGCCGUGUCCCCAAUAAAGCUCUUUGCAGCCGCACGGCUCCUGC